AUGGAUUUAUUAGGAGAUAUAGUUGAAAAAGAUAAUGAUGAUAGUGAGUUCAACAUUAUAGAGAAAGAUCCGGAUUCCAAAUUAAAUCAACUCUAUGCUAAGACUAAAAAUGGAUUUCCCGAAUUGUAUAAACCUGAAAAGAUAUCAUCAUGGAAACAAAGACUAAAUGAGAAAAGAAGAGCUGAAAAUAUACGAAAACAAAGAUAUCUACCAGACCAAACCGUACCUGUUGAUAUUGCUAAAUCAACAUUUAGGGACAAAGCUAAAGAAGUUUCAGAAGCUAAAUUAAUUCACCAAGAAAAUAUUAAUACGAUUAAAAAUAUGUCAACGGAUGAGAUAUUGAAAGAACGUGAAGAAUUAUUGAAUUCUUUAGACCCAAAGUUGAUUCAAAAUUUAUUAAAAAAUAUUAUUAAACGCUCAAAAACAAAGACAGAUCAAGCACCAUUAUUUGCGGAAAUCGACGGUGCUUCAGGCACUUGGAUUGGUGGCACUAGUGAUUUAAAUGAAUUAACACCAAUGACGGAUAAAGAGAUUAAUGAAGCUCUAGGUGUAAUUAAAGUAGAUGAAAUUGAAGAUAGGAUCUGUACUAAUAAGAAAUCGGUAUCAUUUGCAGAAUUAGAAAGCGACAAAGAAAACUCAACAUAUGAAUAUGAACCAUUAGAUGAUGAUGAUAUUGCUCCUCUAGAUUUUCAGAUUGCUCAAAGUAUUGAUCAUAUGGACAAUGACAAACUUAUGGAAGAUGUUCAUUUUAUGAAAUUCCACAAAAAUGACAACGAUGAAGAAAUAGCAGCUAAAAUUUAUAAAAACUUAUCUAUUAAUGAUCCUGAAUUUAACCAGAAAUUGCAUGAGAAAUUUUUCCCAGAAUUACCAAAAGAAAUCAACAAACUAAAAUGGAUGGAACCUGUUCCUGAGAAAACCUUUGAAAAUACUGCGAUUAAUGAUAUGUCACAAUUAAGAUUCGAUUUCAAGGGUGAUUUAGUUCCACCAACACGUGAAAUAAAUGACACUACACACUCCGCAUUACAUCAUCAUGAAAAUGAUUCACAUCUUGCCGGUUAUACUAUUCCUGAAUUAACUCGUUUAUCGAGAUCCACAUUCCCACAACAAAGAUCUAUUGCUAUACAGACUCUUGGCCGUAUUUUAUAUAAAAUGGGUAAACAAUUAUAUUAUCAAUUGACACCUGAAAUUGACGCUGAGACAUAUAAAGAAUUAGGAGGUACUACAGUGUCAGUGACUAAUCAUUAUUAUGAGAUGCUUUGGGAUCUAAUUAAGGAUUGUAAAGUUAUUGAAUCAAUUGAAGAUGGUAGCGAUGAAAAUAAAACUAAACAUUUGUCAGUUCGAAACUAUUCGAUUGAUGCGUUAUGGCUAUGGAAACAAGGUGGAGGUGAUUUCAGAAAAAGUAAGAUCUUAGAUACGAAAUAA
Messenger RNA from Henningerozyma blattae CBS 6284, 1422 nucleotides. It is a transcript of the gene RBA50, whose product is annotated as Rba50p. The record is from RefSeq and is a predicted model, not a curated record. Gene Ontology annotation, cellular component: nucleus. Lineage: Eukaryota; Fungi; Ascomycota; Saccharomycetes; Saccharomycetales; Saccharomycetaceae. The transcript has a single exon. The coding region runs from base 1 to 1422 and encodes 473 amino acids. Gene Ontology annotation, biological process: transcription by RNA polymerase II.